GCUGACACUUCAGUUAUGACUUUUAUUUGACAACCACUUUACGUACGACUGAUGAACCUAUUUGUAACAAAAUAAGAAGUAAUUUUAAUAAAUAAGAUAAAAUGAGCAUGCAAGUGGAUCCGCGCCGUAAAGAUAAGGUCAACCGCUACAAGGCCCCACAAAAUCAAGGUCAAGCGGGAAGUUCCAGCGAAGAUCUUAUGCCUGAUUAUAUGAAUAUAUUGGGCAUGAUAUUCUCGAUGUGUGGACUGAUGAUGAAGCUUAAAUGGUGUGCUUGGUUCGCUCUAUAUUGUUCUUGUAUUAGCUUUGCUAGUUCAAGGGUCAGUGAUGACGCAAAACAGGUGCUCUCGUCUUUUAUGUUAUCCGUUAGCGCCGUAGUGAUGUCAUAUUUACAAAAUCCUGCACCGAUGACUCCCCCAUGGGCACCUGCUCCAUAGCGAAGUUGGGCAGAAUAGCAUUCCUUUUUUUAAGCUCACUACCUCUAUAUAUGAAUAAGAAUUAUCAUGAAAAGAUAAAACCAUUUGAUGCUGCGGAGAAUAACGAUUUUUAGUUAAAUAAAGCAUAAAUACAUUUGGGUAUUACAUAUUUGCAAACCAGA
This is a messenger RNA of Bactrocera dorsalis (oriental fruit fly), 595 nucleotides long. RefSeq names its product protein Asterix. Bases 102 to 434 code for a protein of 110 amino acids. The transcript has 3 exons. NCBI's taxonomy places the organism in Eukaryota, Metazoa, Arthropoda, Insecta, Diptera, Tephritidae. The record is from RefSeq and is a predicted model, not a curated record. Gene Ontology annotation, cellular component: endoplasmic reticulum membrane. Gene Ontology annotation, biological process: protein insertion into ER membrane. Gene Ontology annotation, molecular function: protein folding chaperone.